UGUACGCUACAGUUCCUGCAUGCGUGUGGUGGGGAAUGGAUAGCAAGUCCUCUGCCGGCUGCCUCUAGAGUUUGGUCACCCAGGGUAAAUUAUGACACCUAGCUGCAGUACAAAGUGAAAUUGAACCAUUGCCAUGAUGAAGGUGACAGACAGGCAUCAAAAUGUCAGCUUGUGUACGGAACUAGAGUACAAGAAGCUGGCAUGCAGGAUGGCUACUUUGGACGAGACCCUGUUUGCCCUUCAACAGCCGCUGUCAGACACAGUAGUCAUGGACUCUGCUCACGAGUCCGAGAGGAACUCCAACAACGGUUACCAUGGCAACAACGCUUACCAGACUCUCACUCCGCUAGAUGCUGAAGACACCGAGGAAUUGUCUUGCAUCUGGAGAUACAUAGCUCUGUGUUUCACCAAGGUGUGGUCGUCCGCUUUGGUUUUGGUGGUGAGUUUCGUGAUCCCCGGGGCUCUACUCUGCGUGGCACUCUUGGCGUACGAGAAGCCCGAGAUCGACAUCUCUCUCAACGCAUUCCAGAUCCCCAACCACAUUACCUCAGAGCGAGAGGACUCGCUGAUCGCAGCGCUGAAGGAAUACAAGAACGCGCAGAACUCCGGGAGGAGAAGGCGGGAUGCAGAGCACGAAGAGGAAACGCUCGCAGCAAACAGAUUUCUCAGCAAAGACGACUUACAGUCCAUACAAAGUCCAGAUUUUCUGGAGUCUCUGAGAUUACACAGACUACAAAGAACACACCGUCAAAAGAAAAGGGUAGCAAAACGUGGAACAUCAGAUUUUGUAGAUCUCAUGCAAGGGCUAUUCAAGAAAUCAUCAUCGCUAAACCAAGAAAACAAGCGGCAUGUUAGGAAAAGAUCAACCGGUGAACGUUAUUACGAUCAACACAAGGAAGCUUUCGAAAAGAUACUCGAAGGAACGAGGGAAAAGGAAGAAGGAGGUCUUUUAUCGAGAAUAAAGAGGAACUUUUCUCCCGGAGACAGGACGGGGAAUACUUACAUCACUGCAUACACACAGACACAGCCGAGGUGGAGGAUGCAGAUUAUCUAUGUAGCACAGGGGGAAGACAAGGAGGACCUGAACAUCUUCACCCCCGAACGUCUCAAGACAAUCCACAAGGUCGAACAGAAGGUCAUGACGCACACCCACUUCCAGGACUUCUGCUGGAAGCCUGUCUCCAUCCGCGAGGACAAGUCCCUGGAGAAGUACGACAACUGCGCCCCGCCCAACUCGCUCCUCACGUACUUCUUCCCGACCAAGCGGGACGGGAAGGUGUGGUACGACGGUCUGGGCGAGAACCUGGCUAGCGUGAAGGGAAGUCUGAUGCUCGCUCUCACACACCCAACGUUUUACUGGUUUGUAGAUGAGAGUAUGGAUGAGAAGAACCUGAAGAGUCAGAUCCUGAGGAGCGAGAUCACGUUCGGAGCGCCGCUGAAGGGAUUCCGCAGCAAGUCGGACAGAAAGGACGAACAAGACCAACAGUUUAAAGACUGGGUCAUCACCUACAUCGAUGUCCUGGAUUCUGUUUCAACCAAGGAAGUAGGUGUUCUGUACGGAGGUCCGGCCAUCUUCGACUACGAGGUCCUCAGCACGUUCUGGAGCGAUGUGAAACUGGCGCUGAUCAGUGUCUGCCUCAUCUGUGCGCUCGUAUUCGUGCUGACGUCCUUCUCCGCCUGGCUGACGUUCUUCGGCAUGUGCAGUAUCAUCCUCAGCUUCAUGGUGGCAUUCUUUCUGUACCGGGUCGUGUUUCAGAUCAAGGCCCUGGGUAUCCUGAACGGAGUGUCAGCAUUCGUCAUUAUCGGAAUAGGGGUGGAUGAUGUGUUCGUGUUCAUCAACACCUUCCGUCAGGCGGCACACCUGAAGGAUCCCCUGCGGAGGAUGGCGCACACGGUAAAGACCGCGGGAAAAGCCACCUUCUUCACCUCCUUCACUACAGCAGCAGCCUUUGCUGCCAACAUGUUCUCACAGAUCCCGGCUGUGCAUGACUUUGGACUGUUCAUGUCGCUGAUUGUGAGCAGCUGCUGGUUGAUGGUGGUGCUAGUCAUGCCCCCCACCCUCAACUUCUGGCACAGGCUCUUCUCAUCGUGUGAGGCUGCAUGUUGUACUGGGUGCUGCAGGUGCAGCUGUGCAGCUACAGACAACCUUCAGCUGCCACCUGAUGUGGAGUGCUUCCUGUCUUCCCAUGAUCCUCAGCAAAGCAGCGGCCGUCAGGACAGUGAGGAUGACAUCCCUAUGCUGACAAUGGAGGAAGUAGGCCUAGUAGAAGAUGUGCAGUCUGACGAUGAUGUCAUGCUCCUAGACUUGAACAUGGAGGACUUACCCAUUCUACAGCAAGAGGGGGAGAGGAUGGAAGAUUCCAUUAAACAGGAGGGGUGUCAUCUGUCGGUCAGGCUACAGGGUCUGAUGUACCACUAUGUUGCAGUUCCUGUUGUGAAAGCUCGCUGGGCCAUUGUAGUUGUCUACAUGGCCCUGCUGGCCGGUUCGCUGCAGCCCAACACCAACCUCCAGCGCCUGCUCAACAUGAAGAACAACUUCACCGAGGCUCUGGGCUGUACGGACUGCUCUGGGCUCUUCAAGGACAAGAACAAAGUAGUGGACAGCACUUCUGACAAGGUGACCAAGGCCAUGUCCCCAGAUAACCCUGCUCCUCUCCAUGGACAGCAGAAGCCAACUGAGGACCAGCAACACCAUGUCACACCAGCUCCACCUGGCAGUCACAUCGGUACUGCAGGUUUCAUCUCCAACAGGUCUAUUUCCCCUCCCUUGCCAACCACUACAACGACCGUACCUACAACUACUACUACAACUACCACACACAGAAGUACCACUGUCAAAAGAAGUGCAGACAACAGCCAUGGCUGUUCUGCUGAGUGUGCUGCGAACGGCUACCGUUGUGUCCAAUACAGGAGACGUUAUAUAUGCUGCUCCCUGACCUGCUAUGGCGGGGGCCGCUGUAUGAUCCACAAUGGGAAGCCCCAGUGCCUGUGUCCCCACGGCUGCCCAGAGACCACCAGUGAGAGUGACAAGGUGUGUGGGUCUGACGGGAUCGUGUACAAGAGCAUGUGUGAGCUGCACCUGUUCUCCUGCCGCUACAGCCUGGACAUCCACCAGGACAGCUGGGAGACUUGUAAAGAGCGCAGUGAUGGGAUGAUCUCGGUCCACCCCACCCAGCCGUCAGUAGACCAGGACUUUGACCCCUGCACGGAGGUGGACUGUAACCCCGCGCCACGCCCCCUGCUGCAGAUCUCCGCUCUCGUGUUUGUCGUCUUCGGCAUCAAAGGAGUGGACAGAACCAACGUGACAGCGGAACAUGUGUUACAGGAUCAGGGAAAGGUAAUCUAUGAUGAGAACUUUGAAGUCCUGUCCGGACAGACCAUUGAUGAACUGUGUAAGAUGUGCAAAGCCAUAGCAAACAACAGGAGACUGGUCAAGCCUGGGGGAGCACAGUGUUUCCCUCCUGAUGCAGAGCGUUACCUACAGACCCUGAUGCCUGGUGGGAAGGCAUUUGACCAGUACCCGUCCUGUAUGGACCUGCCCAAACCUAACCUGGUGCACGGGGAGAGAACCAAGGCAGCUGUCGGCAUCAUCGGGAGGGAGGUCAGAUGGGUCGCCAUGUCCUUCGAAUCGACCACAUACAAGGGCCAGUCCUCCUUCUCCUCCUACCAUGACUACCAGGCCUGGGAAGCCUUCCUGAAGCAGGAGAUAGACAAGCUUCCUGCCAACUCAGGCCUGAAGUCAGGCUUCCAGACCUGCGACUACUGGAAGGAGAUCUUUAUGGAGAUAGUGGGCGUGAGCAGCGCCAUCUACGGGCUGGUGCUGUCCAUGGUCAUCUGUAUCCUGGCUGUGGUGGUGUUCACAGGACAUGUCAUGCUGCUGUUCAUCGUGUUCUUCACUAUACUGGGGGUCAUCUGUAGUGUUGUAGCUGUGUUCUUCAUUGCUGGGUGGCAGAUCGGAGCAGUGGAAGCCAUCUCUCUGUCCAUCCUGGUGGGCUCGUCUGUGGACUACUGUGCACAUCUCAUCGAAGGAUACCUCCUGGCAGGGAAAAACCCACCCACACAGGCUCUACAGUCCAAUGCAGAGUUGCGACGUUGGCGAGCCAAGGUCGCCGUCAGCCACAUUGGGGUGUCAAUCAUCAGCAGCGCCGUGACAACCAUCAUCGCUGCCAUCCCUCUCUGCUUCACCACCUUCGUCCCGUUCUCCAAGUUCGGAGAAAUCGUCGCCAUCAACACCGCCAUGUCCAUCCUGUACGCACUCACGGCGUGUACCGCAUUCCUUGCCGUUGCUGCGCCGGCAAAAUUCCAAAGUACCUGGAAGGCGUCCCUGAAGGCUUUGAUUGGUGCGGCUGUCGUCCUUUCGCUUGCCGUGCUGGCGUGUUACGUCGCGUAUAGAGAAGGUGUCAUCAUCCCCGGACCAGAUGGAAACUCUCUGUUCCACUGACAGUUUAGAAGGAGGUUGCCUGGUAUCCAUUAGCACUGGAGAACUAUUGCCUAUAUUUCGGGCAAAUAUUCAAAGGCCAAUCAUUCUCUAUCGCCAUAUGUCAAACUUCUGCUUAGAAAAGAUCAAAGGAGUGAACCAGAGCUAGAAUUGGAUAAUUUCCAGGCUAUGGUAUAGAUAAUCUCCAAGCGGAAUGAGGGGAACGGAAGAAAUAUGGACCACUAGAGAGGUACAUAGAAAUGUAGAAAAGGACACAAAAUAAGAUUAGCUUAGUGUGUUUUUACCACAAAGUGAUGCCAUCAGACAUGUACAUUUUGUACAUGUUAACCGACUAGGAACUUCUGUAUACUGCAUAUUUUCAAAGACGGACUCAUCACUGUAGAUGUCUGAAACACACUCCACACGACCACUCUACUUCUCACACAUUACCAAAUGUGAGGAAGGAAAUUGGAGAAUACUGUGGAUUUUAGAUGUUAUUGAUUUAAUACUAAGUAUGAUGAUAUUACAUCACUCUGUACUUUUUAUUCUCAAUUUGGUUAAGAGUACAAAGGAUUGGUACAAAUAAUUGUACAUUUAGCUUAUUUGGUUAAGUUAAAAGGAAUAGCUAUGUUAGACUUUGCAAAAUUUUGGGUGCCUCUAGAGACUUCCGUACACUGGCAAAGGUGUGCAUAUGUUACACAGAAUGCAAUUUCUAGCUCCUUUUAAUGAAUAUUCCAGACCAGGACCAGUUAUUUUGGAGAAUUCAAACUUAGUCUGUCAGUUCUUAGGUGAAACCUUUGCAUUGCUUACCAACACAAAUUUGGUGAGGGAAUAAUUGGACCACAGUGGUCUGAUAAUUUUGGAUGAAGCCACAGAGGCAAAACUUGCUGCAAUGGUUCUACUAUAUUCCAGUAAAUAUUUGAAAUAAUGUGAAAUGUAUUCUUGGCUCUUUGUCCAAUAUUGCUCAUCUCUUCUAUGUUUCCUCAUUAAACUGACUGUCAACUAUUAUGCACUUAAACUGGUACAAGGGCUAUUUGUGUAGACCCUAUCUAUAAACUUUAAGGCUUCAUAUGUACAGUGUAGAUGUACAUGUACUUAAGACCAGCUGCAGCCAAUAGAUACAUGACAUUUUACAUGUUGAGGUGGUUAAUUGUGAGGUUGAAUUUAGCAACGAUUCCUUGUAAAAACUUGGGAACAUUGUCAUUUUGUGGUACAUUUGAAGGUAUUGUGCAUGUGUCAAAAGUACAAGAUGGUAAAUUUUAAUUAUCUGUCCAGGUUUUGUAUUGUGUAAAAUCCAGUCGGAAUGGGGACACAUGUUGAUGACAAAGAGUUUGUAGAUGUAUGACUGUGCAGAGUGUCAAAUAUUGUAAACCUGUUGAUUAUUCCAAGGAGGCUGAAUGUAACUUUGAUUAUGGUAUAUGCUGGCUGGUGAUUGGUCAGUAAGGCCUACAUGCAUGCUUCUGAUUGGUCAACUCAGCUUAGUUGAUUUGGGUUUUCUUGUUGUCAGCAUGUUUAGCCCAAUGAUUUAGUUAACAGUUCUACCCAUGUGCAAUGUACUGCACUGGGCAUACAAAAUGUAUUAUUUGUAUGAGUGGCAGAAAAAAGGUACACAAAAUAUGUUAAUAAUGGCUUCUUGUCUAACAUUUUUAGUGACUUUCGCUAUUUCAUGAUUUUGCAUGUGGUAUAAUUGAAACCAGUGUGUAAAUUUUCGCAAAAAAAGAUGAAU
Molecule: messenger RNA, 6143 nt
Organism: Branchiostoma floridae (Florida lancelet)
Lineage: Eukaryota; Metazoa; Chordata; Leptocardii; Amphioxiformes; Branchiostomatidae
Product: protein dispatched homolog 3-like
Cellular component (GO): membrane
Molecular function (GO): protein binding
Source: RefSeq, a predicted model, not a curated record